AUGUGGCCACCGCAAGCAAAUUGCAAUUAUGGGUGAGUUUUUGACCUUACAAUUAGCGGUUUUUUGUUCAAAAUUUGAAAUUUUCAGAUUCGCGGAAAAUCUGCACGAGCAUUUCCAUCAUAAUCAUCACCACGAUUUUGCUCAUUCUUCCAACAAUCAUUUGGAAUGUUUUCAAACUUUCUCACAUCCUUCUGAUCUUCCAAUUGAAUCUGGACAUUUUCCAGAAUAUCAGGGUUAGUUCUUAUAAAUAUCCACACUUUUAGGUUUUUUUAAUUUUAAAAUUCAAUUUUGAAAACGCGAAAUUUUUGAAAAAUCUAGCGUUUGAAUUUCUGCAGAUAUUUCCUGGUGUUCAGUGGAGCGCAAUUGCAAUCACGAAGGUGCUUGCAAACAAAACACCAUUCCAGAAGAGCAAUCAAAAAUCUUCGAGGAAAUCACCAAAGAAUGCCAGCAUUUUUUGAAGGAAGGAGAAUGCGAUAAAUGUUUAGUCAGGUAAAAAAUUUCCCGCCACCCAAGAUUUGUUCAUUUUUAAGAAUUUGAAAUUUCAGAAAUGAUGAUGGUGGUUCUGAAACAAUUCCAAUCAAUGAUUUGGUUGAUAUAGUUAUACAAACUGUGGAAAAUGUUGGGCCGAAAGUUGAAGAAUCAAAAAUGUUGAGCAGGAAAAGACAACAGAAUAAGGUUGCGGCGGCCAGAUAUAGGGAUAAGCAAAAAAUGAAGUGAGUUAGCUUAAAUAAUAUGAUUUUUCUAUAAAUUAUGUGAAUUUUGCAGGUGGAAAGAGUUGAAUGAUGAGAAAAGUAUUGAGGAAACUCGCAACAAAAAAUUGAAAAUUGAAGUCGAAAAAUUGGAAAAAGAAGUGGCCGAAUUGCGAAAACAGUUCAUGGAGACAAUCAGCAAAUAA
Molecule: messenger RNA, 895 nt
Organism: Caenorhabditis angaria
Lineage: Eukaryota; Metazoa; Nematoda; Chromadorea; Rhabditida; Rhabditidae
Source: the annotation of a GenBank genome assembly